UCGAAUAGAAAUUCGCCCGGUUCGUUUACGUAACGAUUAAGGCGAAGGCGAUUGGUCCGAUCCGUGUUCCGUAAACCCUAACCGGCAGUGGAAGAGCCGGCGUCCGCCGUCGGCCGUCCUCCCCUCGGGAAGGGAAUGGAAGCGGUCCGGCGGUGGUGCGGUCACGUGACGCGUCUGGGGUCUUCCCGCCUCGGCGAGCGGAGUCCGAAGAUCGACGCGGACGCGGUCGGUCGAGAGGCGCGCGGAACGGUAAAAGAGAGGAAGACGGAGGCCGUCGGAUCCCGGAUUACGAGGCGUUCCCUGCGUAAGAGGCCAUGGGCGGUCGCCCCCUUCGCAGACUGCCACCUUCCCUUCCGUGUAUUGCAUUCGGUCGUCUAAAAGUGAGAGAAUCCUCGUUGAUGAAAUCGGAUCGAGUAUCCCAAAGUAAACCGAGUAUUCCGUUGGGACAGAAAGGUGUCUGUAAGCGUGGCGGUUGAAGCCAUGCAUCGCCCAACUCGUUUGAAGAUCACGGAUUUGAAUCCCCAUUUGACGUGCAUUCUUUGCGGAGGAUAUCUUGUUGAUGCCACCACCAUCAUCGAAUGCCUCCAUUCCUUUUGCAGAACCUGCAUCGUCCGUUAUCUGGAAACGACAAAGUUCUGUCCUAUUUGCGACGUGCAAGUCCACAAAGCCAAACCGUUAUUAAACAUAAGGGCUGACAAGACCCUUCAAGACAUAGUGUACAAAUUAGUACCUGGAUUAUUUCAAAAUGAAAUGAAGCGAAGACGGGAGUUUUAUGCAGAGCAUCCCGAUGCAGAUAUCAACGGAAGAAUCUCUCCGGAAGACAGGGGUGAAGUAGCCGAGCAAAGAUUCAUUUAUACUCCCGACGAAACAAUUAGUUUAUCUUUGGAAUACGGUUUGGGAACAAAUCAAGUAUCCUCCGCGGACCCUAACCCUCCAAAGGAGAUCGAAGUUCAGACAUUGGAAACAAAGCGACGUUUCUUACAAUGUCCCGCAGCCAUUACCGUUUCUCAUCUGAAGAAAUUCGUCAGUAUGAAAUACGGAUUACCUUCCACGUAUAGGGUGGAGAUUAUGUACCUGGACGACCCGUUGAGGGACGAUUACAGUCUUAUAGACAUUGCGUAUAUUUACGCUUGGAGACGCAAUGGUCCCAUGAAAUUGUUCUACAGAAUAGUGGAACGUCCCGCCAAGCGGAUGAAGAUGUGUUUCGCGGAAGAAGAGGAAGAGUCGACCGACGUUAAAGCCGACUCGACCAACGACCUGGCCAUGGAAGUGGUCGAGGAGACAGAGGAGCGGGACAAGGCCGAAGAUAAAGGCCGGACCGACAAAGAGGAGGAAGUGACGGAAGAGGCGGAAAUGAAGGAGGAAGAAGAGGAACGAAAGGACAGAGUCUCGGCCGAAACGGGUGCGGAACGAGAAGAAGCACGAGAAGCGUCCGAGGCCGAGAGCGCCGUGGACCAAUCGGGAAAGUGUUCGUCGGCGGAGGGGGCCGAAGAGAAGGAGGAGAGGGUCGCAUCUUCUUCUCCGGCCGUCGUCACCACGACGGACGGCGCGGAGAAGGCCGAACUGUCCGACCGACCCUCUCCCAAGAAGGAGGCGGAAAAGGAAGACGAAGCCGAGGCCACGGACGACACCGAGGCCGACAGCGGAAGAGGAAGCGACGUCGGCAGUCAGGCACGUUCCAGCUGCGACGACGACAUCGGCUCUCCCGCGUCCACGGUGCCCACGCCGGAAAUCGAUAAAUCGGCAGCGACGGUGGCUUCGCCUCCCCCCACGGCCAGUCCCGCACCUGAAGAACCGCCGCCGCCUCCGCCUCCUCCCCCGCCUCCACCCCGGGUCAAACCCGAGCCCCAGUCGCACCGAAAGUCGACGGACUCACAGAAGGACCAGAACGGGCCCCUGGACCUGUCCACCUCUCACAGGCACGGAAGAGGCGAGCGACCCCAACACCACCGACCUCGCCACGUGGCCAACCCACCCGUUCUGGACAAGCACCGGCUGCCCACCUGUCUGCCGGCGCCCAAGCACCCCUGCUUCAAACUGUUGCCCACUCCCAUCACCCACGGAGGCGUGUACAAGAAGCACGAGUUCGGGCGCAAUCACCGGUGCAAGAGCAACCUGACCGUCAUCAACCCCGACCCCAACAGUUUCCGACCGAAGAUCGUCAUCAAGGCUCUCGAUCCUCGGCCAGAACACGCGCAUAGCCAUCAUCACCAUCAUCAUCACCACAGAAUGUAAGCGUGGCGUAGGAGGACGCCGGGUCCCCGCGCCGAGUCCGACAGUGCAAUCUCUCUGGUGUGUGUUGGUGAUCGGGCGUUGACUCGAUCGAGUACAAAGCGUUCGGACGCUUCGACGAAACUAGUCCCGCAGGACGAGGACUCGUCUCCUCCCGUGUUUCCGGCGUCGGCGCGUCCACGCGUAGUCGGGGGCGCCGAGUCUCGCAACUUUUAUACGUUCGGGCACCUCCGGGUUUCGAGUACGCGUGGCGGCGGUCGACGGGCGCCGACGUCUUUAGUUGUUAUCCUUUAGAUGCGUUAGGUGGGUAGGGGAGUGGCCCGCGCGGUAGACGAAGCUUUUAUUCUUUUGUACUCCGUUCCGUCGCACGUUAUCUCGUUGUGGUCGAUCUCGAACCCGUCACGUACGUAAUUCGUGGUAUAAAUAGUUCAUCUCGUGUACAGUAUACGAUUGUGAGAAGUAAACUUUGUUAUGGAAAAUAGCUAAUCCGAUGCCCGUCGUUCGGGUUGUUUUUAGCCAAUUAUUUUUCCCCGAUUUAUCUUUGUACAGCAGGUUAUUAAGGAACCAAUAAAAAUCUCUGCUUGUGUCCA
Molecule: messenger RNA, 2822 nt
Organism: Centruroides sculpturatus (bark scorpion)
Lineage: Eukaryota; Metazoa; Arthropoda; Arachnida; Scorpiones; Buthidae
Product: polycomb group protein Psc-like
Exons: 11
Coding region: 481-2235 (584 amino acids)
Biological process (GO): negative regulation of transcription by RNA polymerase II
Cellular component (GO): PRC1 complex
Molecular function (GO): promoter-specific chromatin binding
Source: RefSeq, a predicted model, not a curated record